Messenger RNA from Cyclopterus lumpus (lumpfish), 2698 nucleotides. RefSeq names its product zinc finger protein Gfi-1-like. The record is from RefSeq and is a predicted model, not a curated record. NCBI's taxonomy places the organism in Eukaryota, Metazoa, Chordata, Actinopteri, Perciformes, Cyclopteridae. Gene Ontology annotation, cellular component: nucleus. The transcript is spliced from 4 exons. Bases 338 to 1900 code for a protein of 520 amino acids.
GAAAGUGCAAAUCGAGACACGUUAUGGGAUGCCCCCGCAGGACCUCGGACACGGCUGCCUGUGAAGUGAUGCUGAACAACAAACUGACAUCAUCAAAAGGCGACUCUCACACCCAGAAGAGACCAAAACAUUCUAGAGGACAUUAAAAAAAAAAAACUCAAACCAGACGGACAGAGUGAGGGGAACACUCACCAGCCACAUAUCGGCGCGUGGAUCUGUUCAUGCACGUGCACCGCAGCAGCAGCAGCAGCAGCAGCAGCAGCAGCAGCAGCAGCAGCCGCCGCCUGCCGCGCGCAUCUGUCCGCCCGUGCAGGAGCAGAGACAGACGGGCCUGGCGAUGAUGACGAUGGCGGACUGCGUUGGCUUCCAGGCGCAGAUCGCCUCGAUCAUCGAGAUCCUGGCCAAUUCGGCCGUGGCGGAGAUCUGCAAGCUGGUGGACGACGGCUACGCCGCGCUGCGCUCCCAGAUGCAGCGCGAGCGCGACAAGAGCCAGCGGGAGAACGACGCGCUGCGGAGGAAGCUGCGGGAGGUCGACGUGAAGAUGCGCAGCCACGAGAGGAAGAUGAGGAGACGGAGUCCACGGGACGAGACGCACGCCGUGCAUUUGAGGCCAUCCGAGGGCACGGUGGUAAUAGAAGAAGGAGCUGACAACCAUCAGCCCGUGGUGCCGCCUCUUCCUGACACUUCUAUAGACAAAGCCCUCCAUCCCAUUUCAAAGGAGGACCCCAUGCUGCUGCCUCUGGUGAAGCAGGAGAAAGAGGAGGGAGUCGACUGCAACCUGGACCUCAAGGUGGAGGUCAACAUCAGGGCCGAGUGUGACCCGUCUACUGCCUGUUCCUGUUCCCCUGUGGAUGUCUGUCCAUCUUCAGCCAUGGAGCCCGAGGAGGAGUCCCCCACGAGUGGUAUUGUUCCUGACACCGGUCUCACCAACAUCUCCUGCACCACCCAGCCCUCCUCCUCGCCCACUGAUUCCACGAUGGACCUGACCUGCAGGCCUCGAGCCAAAAGUAAAGCCACCACACCUCUGGGCGACAGUUGGACAGCCAGUGGUGGGGGGGUCACGACCCACGGGGGCGUGGGCCGUGACCUUGGAGGAGACCUAACAGAUGUUGCUCUGAAGCCAGAGAUCCAGACAGAUGAUGCUACGCAAGAUGGACUCCAUCCCUCCCAGCUGUCAGCCCCUGUAACCCCUGAUGACCCGAGCCCCGACCGCCUCAACAGUCUGGGCCUGGACCUGGCCUGGAUGCAGGAGAGGGUCAGCCAUCUUGGUGCAGCGUAUGCAGUAGCGCAGCUGGGUUUGGGGAACACAGAGAAUGGCCACCCCUCUGCCUCCUUCCCCUCUCAGGGCGGAGACAGUCUGGACGGCCCUCCAGCCAUGCUCUUCCCAGGUGGCACCCAUGAAAUGGCUGCUUUCGCUGCGUCCUUCGACUUGGCCGCCGCCGCCGUGGCCGCGCCCCCUCUGCUGCCUCCUCCACCGCCUCCCCCCGCAGCUCCUUCUGCCACCGCGACCAGCCAGAGGCGGCUCUACAAGAGCGACUUUGCCGUCGCCGUCGCCAAAGAGCCCGCGGCGUGUGCCGUGUGCGGCUGCGUCUUCCCCAGCGCCGCUGCCCUGGAGCUGCACCAACGGGUGCACACAGGGGAGAGGCCCUACACCUGCCCCCACUGUGGUAAGGGCUUUGCCCAGCCCAACAACCUACGGGUCCACCUCCUCAUCCACACGGGGGAGAGGCGCUACCGGUGCACGCUGUGCGGGAAGAGCUUCAUCUCGUCCAGCCACCUGAAGAGGCACCGCACGGUCCACACGCAGGAGAAGCCCUACAGCUGCUCGCGAUGCGGACAGUCCUUCAGCCAAAUGUGUAGCGUUCGCAGACACCGGCAGCAGUCCCAGUGCGGCCUGUAGACGGCGCCUGGAACUGAUCCUCACACAGUUUGGGCUCUGAAGGGUACGAGGGAGUCGCAGAGUCUCAUGUGAGCCAGAACAAAGAAGUGUCCUGUGAUAUCAUGGCAAGUGCAGUUAAUAUGUGUCCUUGAUCGUAGCAGUAAUGUGUGAAUUGUGUUUUUUAGAGGCGAGGAAAAUGAUUUUCACUGAAGCCUUCUCAGUCGUUACUUACUCCUGAGAGAGGGUCACAGAGUGGACUGUGAAAGAGUGCCUGAGACGGUGUUUUUAAACAUCAGUUUGUCCUUUAUGGUUUUUGUUUGUGUUUACAUAGCUAACGCACUUGGGGUCCCAUUUCCCGAUUGUUGUGCCUCCCCGAUUCCUUUCCUCGCCUCCUUGCCUCCACGCCUUAGGAAGAGGAGAGGACGAGACGAGAGAGGAGAGAGGAGGCGACAGACAUUUAUCAAAUGAGACAUCCUGGCCUCGGACCGUCAUUCUAAAGCGACGACAAUGAAAUAUGCUGCAUCAGCUGUUUAGCGACACCACUGUACUUUCUGAUCGCUGUCAGAUGAGCACGAACGGUGUUCAUGACGACUUCUAUAUUUACCGGAAAUUCAGUUCACAAUGUUGCAAAAAUGUGACAAGAAUAUUCGGAUGUCAUACUUUCUUUCUUUUUUUUUUAACCCACACAUUAUAGACUUUAUAUAUAUGUUAUUGUGUGAAGCGCAACAAAUGUUCGUAAGAAAAGCACUAUACAAAUAAAGAGUGACGUAUAUUAUAUAUGACUUAUUGAUAUAUUAUUAUUAUUAUAUACACACAAAC